AACAAUUAGACCUCCUCCGUCUGGCUGGUGGGGGAAGUGUGCUGCUGUUCACAACACUUCGAUAGUUACCUUUUUGCCAACAAAGCAAAACCUGGGGAGAUUCCACAUCCAAGGCUCAAUCCAGCAUUUCCUCACUCUCACUCUCACUCUCUCUCCUUCUCGUCAUCUCUCCCUUCCUUUCCCCUCAGUCACCCAAUCAUCGUCACUAUCGACCCUGUAGGGUUGUUGAAUGCAUGCUAUAGGCACAUCACUUCAACCUCAGAAGCAUGUCUGUCUGCACUGAACAAGACCUCCAUUGUGCACUCAAUUCCAUCUCCUAACUUGACAGCUCUGUGCAAAGAUGGAUUUCAUUCUAUCUCUCACGCACUUCUGCGAAGUCCAUGGCCCGACGUCAAUCCUCUGCUCGCAGGUCGCUCCGACCUCGUGUCCGCAGUGCGACCCUGACUCGCGCGAUCUCUCUCCAAACGAUACCCCUCUCUCUUCACACCCCGGGACCUCUCCUUCUUCCGACCCACGCGACCCAGAACGAGAUGUGAAGCCGGGCAAGCAGCCGAUAACUGCCUCAUCUGUCGGUUGCGCAAGCUCCGGGAGCCUGGAACCUCUCGCCUCUCCAACAUCUUCGGCGCCUGCCUCUACUGCCAGGAUCGAAAAUCAUCCAUGGUUUUUAAACGGACAGUAUACCAAAGUUGACACUGAGAAGUUCAACUGUUUUGGAGGAGCCGAGGGCGAUACUUGUGCCAGCUGCAGACUCUCUAUCCCAGAAGACAUCAGCAAGCAGCUUCCACCCGGGGCACCAGGAACUCUCAAGGAGAAUGGCCGGGGCAGAAACGGAAGCCCGGUCCUCAGGUCCAGGGAGAUCGUUCAUACCUGCCAUGGAAGUCAGUUUGGCUUUGACGACGCAUCGCAUGAUUCCCACGUUCGCCAUUCAAACUCGACCUCUGUUCGAUCUUCGUAUUCCUCCGAGUCCUCGUGCCAUACUCACAUCGUGACGUAUCUAUCGAUGCGGGGCCCGCCAAAUCCCACCGAUUACUCGUUGUUACGGCGUGCCUCGAUCCGUACUCUAAGCUGCGAAUUUCUACCUCGUGGUUUGUCCUCCGGUCCACUUUCAUUUGGCGACACUGAUACGGGUUAUACUAUCGCCUACGUCUUUCGUCUCCCGGACCCCAUGGCAAGAGGCAAGAGACGCAGUUACGCCUUGGUUGCCUUGGCAGGACGAGAUGCGGGAAGGGCUUUUCGGGCGAGUCCAGUAAUCUGGCGUGUAUUCAGUCACAUUGCGAAUAACCUCGUUAGCUCGGCAGAGAAAUCACAAGAGCAGGAGAAGCGGCGCGACGUAGGCACACCUAGCGGAGCAGGUAACACAGCUCCACGAAAUUACACUCCUAUUUCCUCUUUCCUCACAGGCCGCACCGUCGAUCCCGAUGGACAGCCUCGGCGUGCUGGACAGAUCCGCGCUCGAAAUCUUGCUGAAAUUGUUGGGAAUGAAUAUAUUUUCGCCGAGCUUCAUGCCCAAUUCGUUGCCUUGCUGCAGCAGCUCGGAGCCAUGUUCGGAGGAAGUCGAAUUCCCGAGAAUCGGUUGAAUCCGGAAUCUGAGAGCGAAGAAACCGAGGAAUACUUCCCGCGCCGUGCUGCACCAAGUAUCAAGGUGCCAAUACGCCCGAAAGGUGCACGAGGCACAAGCAACUCAGGCAUGCGAUGCGAUUCACCCAAUUCUCCGGGCCAACACUCUCCGGUGCCCAAGCCUAUUCCUAUUUCUCAUCGACGACAUUACGCCGCAUAA
Molecule: messenger RNA, 1777 nt
Organism: Coccidioides posadasii C735 delta SOWgp
Lineage: Eukaryota; Fungi; Ascomycota; Eurotiomycetes; Onygenales; Onygenaceae
Biological process (GO): positive regulation of TORC1 signaling
Cellular component (GO): cytosol
Molecular function (GO): GTPase activator activity
Source: RefSeq, a predicted model, not a curated record